GGCCACACUUGGAAGGGAAUAUUAACAAUUUUCUUUUCUUUACAAAACACGACUUUUCCUCUUUCAUUCCCUCACUGCAUUAUUAACUGCAUGUUUUCUCUCUUUCCCCUAUUAUCAUAUACUAAGAUUUGCACUUUUUCUCUCUUCUUGAGUAUAGUUUGCUAGUGAUGAGGGGGUCUUGGCUGAGCCCUUUGUUUAUGCUGGUGUUAACUUUUAGCCCAGUCUUUGCAGAGCCUUCUGGGGCUCGUGGCAAGUGCCCUGCUCGCUGCGAUGUCUCCAAGUGCCCAAGCCCUAGUUGCCCCAGUGGCUACGUUCCUGAUCAUUGCAACUGCUGCCUUAUUUGUGCUGCGGGAGAAGGUGAUUCCUGUGGCCGCAAGGAGGACCCGCCAUGUGGGGACAGCCUGGAUUGCAGAUACCCCAUGGGCAAGCGCUUUGCCAAAGGGGUGUGCCAGUGCAAACUCAGCUACCAGGUGUGCGGUAGUGACAGGAGGACCUACGACAAUGUGUGCCAGCUGAAGGCAGUGAGCCGCAAGGCUUUGCAGCAGGGGUUGCCAGCUGUCAUCCAGAUCCAGAAAGGAGCCUGUGAAUCGGGUCACCUACAGCCCAGCAGCCCAAGGUACAAGUUUAACUUCAUUGCAGAUGUGGUGGAAAAGAUUGCGCCUGCAGUUGUGCACAUAGAGCUUUUCCUGAGGCACCCUCUAUUUGGGCGAAAUGUCCCUCUGUCCAGUGGAUCUGGAUUUAUUAUGUCAGACUCAGGUUUAAUUGUGACCAAUGCCCAUGUGGUAUCUAGCAGCAAUGCUAUUUCAGGGCGACAGCAAUUAAAAGUGCAGCUACAAAAUGGAGAUACCUACGAAGCUACAAUCAAAGACAUUGACAAGAAAUCAGACAUAGCAACAAUAAAGAUUCAUCCUAAAAAAAAACUGCCUGUAUUAUUACUGGGCCAUUCAGCUGAUCUGAGGCCUGGGGAGUUUGUCGUGGCUAUUGGGAGCCCAUUUGCCCUUCAGAACACCGUGACAACCGGUAUUGUCAGCACUGCUCAGCGAGAUGGAAAGGAGCUGGGCCUGAGGGACUCGGAUAUGGAUUAUGUUCAGACAGAUGCCAUUAUUAAUUAUGGGAACUCUGGAGGACCUCUUGUUAAUUUGGAUGGUGAAGUGAUUGGAAUAAACACUCUAAAGGUUACUGCCGGAAUUUCCUUUGCUAUUCCUUCAGAUCGCAUCACUCGGUUCCUCACAGAGUCGCACGACAAACAAAAUAAAGAUGGGAAGAAGCGCUUCAUUGGCAUAAGAAUGCUGACGAUAACACCUGCUCUGGUGGAAGAACUGAAACACAGCAAUGCUGAUUUUCCUGAUGUCAGGAGUGGAAUUUAUGUACAUGAAGUUGUUCCAAAUUCACCCUCUCACAGAGGUGGGAUCAAAGAUGGAGACAUCAUUGUCAAAGUAAAUGGACGACCUUUGAUAACAACCAGUGAUCUCCAAGAGGCUGUGAUGAAUGAGUCCCCUCUACUACUUGAAGUUCGAAGAGGAAACGAUGACUUGCUAUUUAACAUUGAGCCUGAAGUUGUCAUGUAAAUCAAACUGAAGAAGCUCACACCAUAAUUAAACUCACUUAUUCUGGACCAUCAGAUACCUCCUUUCCAGCUACAGUAAUUAUACUUCCUGUUGACUUAUGACAAGGUGGACGAACUUGAUUGCCUGAGCCAUUUCUGUACAUCAUAGCUAAACAAAAUUGGGUCACAAAAUGAAAACAUAGGUUCUGAUUUUAAAUUACUCUGCAGAUAAAAGAGGUGUUUGUGGGAAAGUAAAAAAAAACAAGUACACCAAACUGUGCAUAUUGGGCAUAUCUGAAUAUCACCAUGGAAAUGAGCUCCACCCCGGUGCUGUAAAGUUAACAGUAAUGUUACCAUUGGUUGCGGAGCUAGCUCUGUAACUUGAAAGUCCAAAACCAUGAGCAAACCUGGUACAAAAUUGGGGAAUUUAACCUUGGAUGUUUAUAAUGAGGACUUAUCUGUGAUAUAAUUAAACUAUUCUGACUCAGAGGUGAGCUAUUGUUAACCUUUUUGAAUGUGAAAUUAGUAUUGGCAAAGCUUAUAUUUGCCCUUUAAGCGUAAACAUUAUAUGUGAAUGCAGCUAGGGAAAAAUUGUAAAUAUCAGAAGAGGUGACAGUGGUAACAGGCUACAGAGCAUUACACCUAGGUCAUGCAACUUCGGACUAUGGUAAAUGAUUCUUAUAGAAUUAAUGCUUUUUAUAUCAAUCAAACCAAUGUGCAGAAGAAAAUUAAACAUUUGAGAAAGUGCACAGUAUUUUUACAGUUUUUUUUAAAGUCGUGGUACGUAUUAGUUUUGCAUUUUACUGGUAAGCUUGGCUGUAAAAUUGAUAUACUACUUAUGGCUUGUACUGUAUAUGUUUCUACUGUAAGGGAAUUAAAGUUU
This is a messenger RNA of Alligator sinensis (Chinese alligator), 2429 nucleotides long. RefSeq names its product HtrA serine peptidase 3 (gene HTRA3). The coding region runs from base 168 to 1568 and encodes 466 amino acids. Gene Ontology annotation, biological process: proteolysis. The transcript has 9 exons. NCBI's taxonomy places the organism in Eukaryota, Metazoa, Chordata, Crocodylia, Alligatoridae. Gene Ontology annotation, molecular function: serine-type endopeptidase activity; protein binding. Gene Ontology annotation, cellular component: extracellular region. The record is from RefSeq and is a predicted model, not a curated record.